Molecule: messenger RNA, 1760 nt
Organism: Ziziphus jujuba (common jujube)
Lineage: Eukaryota; Viridiplantae; Streptophyta; Magnoliopsida; Rosales; Rhamnaceae
Product: putative lipase ROG1
Exons: 10
Coding region: 232-1512 (426 amino acids)
Source: RefSeq, a predicted model, not a curated record
GCUCAUACAUCAUCACUGUUCCUUUAAAAAAAAAAAAAAAAAAAGAAGGAAAAGCACAAAUCAUUGGCAUGCCCCUAUAGAAGGUAGUCCAAAAUUGUCCAUUUCGGAUGUGCCUUUUGCUCCUUUAAAAAACCGUUUAUUUUUCCCACCCUUUUAUUCUCUCUCAUCUCAUCACAUCUCAUCGCCCUCCCAACUCCGUCUUUCCCAUUUACCGUCUCCACUCUCCCGCACAUGAUCGCCUCCAAUUCUCCUCUCAAAUCCCCUGCCCCGGGCCCCACUCGCGUCCCGAAUCCUACCCCAAUUCGCUGCCGGUUCGCCUGCUUCACCCCCGGGUUCCGAUCCGUUGACCAGAAACUGUGUGUGGGUCCUACGACUUCCACCACGACCAAGAUGUACGUGUGUUACAGAAUGAGCGCCGGCUGCUUCAGGGAUAACCCCCGUGGUGGGCUGAAGUUCGAGCUCGACAGCGGCGGCGAGGACAUCUUUGAUGCCGCCACCGCCGCCAACGCCAAGGCCGUACCUCAACAUCUCGUUGUCAUGGUCAAUGGAAUCGUCGGAAGUUCAUCGGAUUGGAGAUAUGCUGCUGAGCAGUUUGUCGAGAAGCUUCCUGACAAAGUAUUUGUGCACCGCAGUGCAUGUAACUAUGCCAGAUUCACAUUCGAUGGUGUUGACUUGAUGGGUCAGAGGCUAGCUAACGAGGUACUGGCUGUUGUUAGAAAAAGGCCUGAGCUGAAGAAAAUUUCCUUUGUGGCUCACUCUUUAGGAGGUCUCAUUGCUAGGUACGCUGUUGGAAUGUUGUACGAAUGUGUUUCUACAUCUGAACCUUCAGGUCAUAAUGGUAAUUGCUCAGUUGAAGAGGACACAAAUAAUUCAUCUCAAUGCAUCAAGCAGCUUCACCAUGCCACAAUUGCUGGACUGGAACCAAUAAACUUUAUAACAUUUGCUACACCACAUCUUGGUUCGAGGGGACAUAGACAGCUACCAUUUCUCUGUGGUCUUCCUUUUCUUGAGAGAAAAGCACCUCAAACUGCACAUUUGAUUGCUGGGAGGUCUGGGAAGCAUCUAUUUCUCACAGAUAAUGAUGAUGGCAAACGACCCCUUCUUCUUCGGAUGGUGAAUGAUACCGAUGACCUGAAAUUCAUGUCGGCGUUACGUGUAUUCAAACGACGUGUGGCUUAUGCAAAUGCAAAUUAUGAUCAUAUGGUUGGGUGGAGAACUUCAUCAAUCCGGCGUCAGAGUGAACUUCCAAAGUCCAACCAACUUGUAACUGGUGAAAAAUACCCACACGUUGUCUAUGUUGAGAGAGAAAAUUUUGAUGAGACAUGCAGUAAAGCAUCCACAAUUGUUGGAGACCAAAAAGUUGACUUGGAAGAGAUGAUGAUCAGAGGUCUCACUCAAGUACCCUGGGAACGUGUGGAUGUGAGCUUUCAGAAAAGUAAACAGCGAUAUAUUGCUCACAGUACCAUUCAGGAAAGUUCCGCUUCUGGUGAAGAGCUACUGGUUAAAUUCUGAUGGUGCCGAUGUCGUUUACCAUAUGAUAGACAACUUCCUUCUCUAAUCCUGUAAAACUUCUGUUUUUCUCCAUUAGGAAAUUUGGCGGUGGGAUAGACUGCUGGCUGUGUUUCUUUCCUCAAUUAAUAUUCCAUGUACAUCUCCACAGAUUUUCUGAUGUAUAUUUGAUGUUCAUAUGGAGAAUUUGCGGAGUUUUAUUGUGUCGCAACUUAUUUCUUAAAUGCUUUGUUCGUGCACAUUUUGGUUGA